Molecule: messenger RNA, 1527 nt
Organism: Schizophyllum commune H4-8
Lineage: Eukaryota; Fungi; Basidiomycota; Agaricomycetes; Agaricales; Schizophyllaceae
Product: cytochrome P450
Exons: 10
Coding region: 1-1527 (508 amino acids)
Molecular function (GO): monooxygenase activity; oxidoreductase activity, acting on paired donors, with incorporation or reduction of molecular oxygen; iron ion binding
Source: RefSeq, a predicted model, not a curated record
AUGCUCCCACAGAUUCUCGUUGAUAUUCCGAACACGGCCUACCUGGUUGGCGCGCUCGUGGUAGUUGCCUACCUGGCCUUCCUCGCCAUCUACCGCUUGUAUCUUUCCCCUCUCAGUAAUAUUCCCGGGCCUUGGUACGCGGCCGUAACGGACCUCUGGCUAACUUCGCACAUCGCACGACUGCAACAAUGCAUGACGGUACACAAGCUCUUCGAGGCGUAUGGUCCCAUCGUUCGUAUUGGCCCGAACCGUAUAGCAUUCAAGGAUAUGGCCGGCGUCAAAGCAGUCUACUCGGUGCUCAAAUUCGACAAGGGCCCGUCAUACCUCAAGCUGAAGACUGCGGAUGAUGCAGACCAGGCAAUGACGAUUUUGGAGCACGGACCUCAUAGCGCUCGCCGAAGAGCUUGGGCGUCGCACUAUACAAUGACCAGCUUACUCAAAUUCCAACCCAUCAUGGGCAAUGCCGCGCGAGGUUUGAUUUUGGCCGUCGACUCUGUAGGUGGCAGACGCUCUGUCGAUUGCCUCAUCUUGUUCCGGCACUUUACCAUUGAAGUCAUCAUGUCUGUUCUUUUCGGCUGUCAUCUCGACGUGCUCAAGGACUGGAGCGAGGGGAAGGAAGUUGCCAUCUGCGAGGCGAUAGGCGACUUCCCUCUGCAGGUCACUUUGCGCGGAGCUGUACCAUCCUGGGUAUGGUAUCUGGCGUGCAGGAUUCCGCAACAGAAGUGGCAGAAGGUCAUAAGAGCGGACAUGACCGUGGUCGAAUUCGCACAGGAGAACCUCAAUAAGUUGCGCCACCUGGCCGAUGCGACUAAGGAUGACGGAGGACAAUUACCUCUCAUCCUGCGCCUAUUGCAGUAUCGCGACCCGGUCACGGGCUUGUCGACGUUGCAAGAGAAGGAGAUCAUCGCUGAGGCCGUCGGUCACACGAUCGCAGGUACUGACACGACAGCGACGACGCUCUCUUACUUGUGCUGGGAGCUUGGGCGUCGACCGGAUAUCGCGGCAAGGCUGACCGCCGAGCUCGACGAUGCCAUGAACGACCCGACGAGUGUGCCGGACAUGUCGGUGCUGCAGUCUCUGCCAUAUCUUAACGCCUUCGUGAAGGAAGGCCUCCGCAUCUACGGAGCAGGACCAAGCCUACUAGAACGCGUCGUGCCUCCCGCAGCUGAGCCGUUCAGCAUCGCAGGCCACACAAUCCCCGCCGGCACGCGCGUAGCCACUCAGUCCUGGAGCCUCCACCGCGAUCCUGCCGUCUUCCCUUCUCCCGAGAGGUUCAACCCCGAGCGCUGGCUCGCCAAAGACAUCGGCGCCAUGAUCGCCAACCUCAACCCUUUUGGCUUCGGCACGCGCGUCUGUGGCGGGCAGAACCUGGCGCAGAUCAUGUUGCGCAUCGGUGUGGCGGUGAUUGCGAGGAACUUCCGCAUCGAGGUGCCCGCAGAGACGACGGAGAAGUCGAUGGCGAUUCGGGAUGCUUUCGUCAUAUUCCCGGCGGCCAUGGAAUGCAAGGUAUGUCGGCGUCUUAAUUGA